Striga asiatica is the source of this 1827-nucleotide messenger RNA. The record is from the annotation of a GenBank genome assembly. Lineage: Eukaryota; Viridiplantae; Streptophyta; Magnoliopsida; Lamiales; Orobanchaceae.
AUGGUGCACUUGACUUGUGUGGCUCAUCGUUGCACGCCACUUUUGAAAAUAAUCUUACAUUGGAUCUGUAAACAAUCAACUCAACUGAGUGCUUAUUCUUUAUCUGGAUAUGGACUUAAUGAUGCAUUUGAUAAAUCUGUGGCACACCUUGAAAAUCUUCCUCACAUCAAUAAUGCAGAUUUAUUGACUGGAAAAACUGAAAUCGAACACCCAUGUUUACAUACUGGUUACAGAGAGCAGAACUCGUGCUCACAAUGUUCAUCCGUCCGGCUAAAAGAUGGAAACUCUCCUACUGAGGGAAAAAGCUUAAAUGAAAAAGGGAAAAAGCCUGGGGUAGCCCGAAAUGGGAUGAAUGUACUGCGCUCGCAAAAGUCGCCGUUAAUCUAUCUGAAUGGUCAAAUCUUGAGCCAGGACUCGAUUGUGAGCUACAGCCAUAGGGCGUAUGUCCCACUUUUCAGGCAUAACAGCGGGGCAACUAAUUCAGUGCUCAAUAUCCCGUCUCCUUUCAGAUUUCAGCGAUGGAGUCCUAUCAAUGCAGAAAUGGAGGAUCUAAAUGGUGAUGAUGCUCAUUCGAAUCCUAUGACUGAGUCGACACAUUUCAACAAGGGUGUUCGUAAAAAGAGGGGCCCAAAGCAACACGCCGGGGAUAAAAAGAUUAACAUAUCCUUUGAUUGUCAUUUGAAGCCAAAUGAACCAACCAAAGAGAUCUGCGAUGGCUUUACUAGUUAUGUCGGCGUUUUAGCUCGGACCAAAGUUAGCAUCUUAGCAAAUAAUUGGGAAAAAGAUGUGCCACAAAAGAUUAAAGAUCAAAUUUGUGAAACUCUAUUGGAGACAUUUGAGAUGCCCAAUGAUAAAAAAACUGAAAGAAAAAUGGUUUAGAUAUGCUCGGGGACGUUAGAGAGUUUUCAAGACCAACCUCAAUCGGUACAUUGGAGAACUACAGGGUGAGCUCCCAUAUGUUGAGGACUACGUGUUUCUUUAAUGAAGAUACUUGGGAGGCUUAUGUCGCAUCACGUCAAACUCCCGAAUUUUUGGAUUCUUUGGAUGAACAAUCCUCCCGGUAAAUUUCAAACCUAGUCGUCGAAAUGAUAUUCUUGCGGUGGCAAUAGGAAAGCCAGAGCAUCCUGACUAUGUGAGGGGAGUUGGACAGGGCAUAGGUAUUAAGGCCAUUUGGAUGAUCAAAUCGUCCUUGUACAAAUGUAGGAAUGAUUUCAUAGGAGGAGUUAGAGGUUAUCAUAAAGAGUAGGUGAAAGCGGAGGUGAUGAGGAUGAUGGUUGGUUCUCAAACGGACACUGCACCUGACUCUCCAAUAGUGUCGAGCACAAAAGGAAGUUACCCUCUAGCUUUGAAUGUGCAAAGAGAUGUCGUGUAAUAUGAGUUGUAUGUGGAGGAUCUCCAAAGGCAAUUAGUGGUGUAUGGUCGCCUUCACAACUUGGGGUCAACCAUACACCAUCGAGAGAUGAAUGAUGCUGAAGUAAGGUUUGUGGUGUCACGCAUUAUAUUUGGAGAUGCUCGUGUUCCAUACUCGACAGAUGAGGUAGGUUUUGUGAGAGAUGUUCCAAAUCAAUUCAUUGUUUGGCCUAGAAAGUUAGUGGUGCAAGUUAUAAAGGUAAAUAAAAUUCUUAUAAAUAUAUUGUAAAAAUGUUCUUAUAUAUGCAUUUAAUAUAAAUGUUGUUGUGGUGUUAUGGUUUAAUUUUAUAUAGGAAGUCAGUCGAGAAAAUCAAAUGAAUCUGAAACCCAAGAUUGAUGUGAUAAGAGCUAUGUGGAAUGCGACACUUGACAUUACAAAACCAGUUCAUAUAUUGUUGGGAGCUAUAUGUUAACAAC